Mollisia scopiformis is the source of this 628-nucleotide messenger RNA. RefSeq lists its product as uncharacterized. The transcript is spliced from 2 exons. NCBI's taxonomy places the organism in Eukaryota, Fungi, Ascomycota, Leotiomycetes, Helotiales, Mollisiaceae. The record is from RefSeq and is a predicted model, not a curated record. Gene Ontology annotation, molecular function: carbon-sulfur lyase activity. Bases 101 to 628 code for a protein of 175 amino acids.
AGUAUAUAAAGUGGCAUUAAAUGCUCAGAGUCCGAACCAGCUCACAAGGUAUUUAACCUAUUCAAAUCUGACAUUAUCAAAGAGACAAACGGAAGAAAAAAUGGCUGCUACAUUCGAUAAAACCAAGUCAAACUUUCCUCUCGCAGGCAUUGCAAGAGACGGAUGGUCCACUGAGGAUGAAGCAACGGCCACUUGCUUUUGCGGCGCUGUCCAAUUAUCAUUUCCAACCCAAGGUGAAGGCCUAGUCGACACAUUCAUCUGCAACUGCGCCGACUGCCGCAAAAUCACCGCCUCUAUGUUCGUAUCCAACUUCACCAUCGCCGACACGCACCUCAAGCACGUGCGGGGCCAAGAUAACCUAAAAGUCUUCAAGCAGACCUACACCGUAGGUGGAGGCAACACUAGCCGAACCAUGGCGAAUCACUUUUGUUCAACGUGUGGAACGCUUAUGUAUCGAGUGGGAUCGGCGUUUCCUGGUAUGAGUAUCUUACGUAUUGGGACGGUGGACGAUUUUCAUUUGCAUGAGAGCAAGUUGUUUCCUCAGUAUGAGCAGUUUACUAAGAGUCGGGUGAGCUGGUUGCAUGGGGUUGAGGGCGUGAAACAAGUUGAGGGGAGUUAUGGGACUUAA